Molecule: messenger RNA, 177 nt
Organism: Sclerotinia sclerotiorum 1980 UF-70
Lineage: Eukaryota; Fungi; Ascomycota; Leotiomycetes; Helotiales; Sclerotiniaceae
Exons: 3
Coding region: 1-177 (58 amino acids)
Source: RefSeq, a predicted model, not a curated record
AUGGCGUACGGUGUGGGGUUGUGGGGCUGCGAGCGAUGUAACCAAAGCUUUUUCAGCUACGAGAUGAUACACAUGUUUGGUUCGCUUAGUGAGGGGGAUAUUAAUGGUGGAGGGGUGCAUGAUGUCACUCCUAUAUCAGAGACAGCCAAGCCCAAUGAUGAAACUAAACAUGAAUAA